This is a messenger RNA of Knipowitschia caucasica, 408 nucleotides long. The record is from the annotation of a GenBank genome assembly. Lineage: Eukaryota; Metazoa; Chordata; Actinopteri; Gobiiformes; Gobiidae.
AUGGCUGCAGGGAGGCAGCUGUGGUCUGUGGUCCGGCUGACCCUCCCCUCUGUGGGCUUCGUGCUCAGCUCCUGUGGGGUGUACCUUUGGUCUCUCUCGUUGACUCCUGGUUAUACACUCCUGGUCCUGGGCUUCGGCUCCAUGGUUUGUGGAGUCUUCUGGACCCUGUGCCACACCAUGAGGACCAAGAUGUACCAGCGAGACCACAACAGCACACGCAUCCACGUCUUCACCAUCCACAGACCCAGCUCCUUUCCUCCAACCUAUGAAGAGUCUCAGUCCCCUCCCCUGGAUCUCCCAUCCGCCCUGCUGCCCCUGGCCCCCCCGCUGUACAACCCAGACAGCUCCAAGACCCCAGACUGCACCUGGAGCUGGGAGAGGCCCCCGCGGUACAGCCAGACGCAAUAA